Messenger RNA from Staurois parvus, 321 nucleotides. The record is from the annotation of a GenBank genome assembly. NCBI's taxonomy places the organism in Eukaryota, Metazoa, Chordata, Amphibia, Anura, Ranidae.
UCCGGGUUGGGCAGUGAAUAGGGGAAGUAUGGGCGCUGCAGAAUUUGUGGGCUGCCAAUCGGGAUUUGAAAACACAUCCGGAAGGAUACUAAGGGCUCUACGGACCUGUGUGAGAAUUCUUGGUGGUUGCAGGACAAUACUUUUGCUCACCACCGCACCGCACCAGCCUGUAUUGGACUUAUGGGACUCGCCACGUCGCCAAGUGAUACUGCAGUGCUGGUAUGUGAAAGACCAGGAUGUACUAGACCGCUGGUGCUCGCCAGUUCACCAAAGGUUCACAUGGCACUAGUACUGGCACUCUGCUGCAUAUGAGAGUCAUCA